UGGGAGGGAAUACAUGUGCAAAAGCAUCAGAAAUUUCCCUCGAAAAUGAACACGACUCUGCUCUACUACUGGCUUUUAUUCUCGUCUCUUUACUGUCUGAUUGUCUGCAGUCGUCAUCUGGCACUGGAGGAGUUGACUGCACGUCGCAAUGAAUCUUCACCUUUUUUCCAAGGGAAUCAGCGGCCAGAAACUGCGCCAGUGAUAAUAAUAGAAAUGCCAGAAGCUUCAAGAAAGAAAAGUCAAAAAGCUGCUGAAAAAAAAUUGAGAAAGGUGAAGCCAAGCAGAAGCAGCCACAACAGGAAACCAAGACCAGCACCAUCUGCCAAAUGCAUGCCACUAUGGGGUACCUGUAGAAAUCCCGGAAUGGAAUGCUGCCAUCCAUGUGCAUAUUGCCAUUGCCGUCUCCUUCGAACAAUCUGCUACUGCCGAAUGGGAAAUCCUAAUUGCUGAGAAGAAAAAGUUUCAGUACUCAAGUUUAUUACUCACAUUCACCUCUAUAAUGUGUUGUUUUUUAAAGGUGCCAGCUGCAAUGAAAGUAUUGAAAAGAACUAUAAGAGUGACAAGUAAAAGAAAUGAGGUAUUCUACAACAUUAAGGUUCAUAAUAUUAUUUCCAUUAAGUAUUCCUAUAUAACUCUAAUAUGAUAAUAUAUUUAAAAAUAAUCACUGUGAGAAAUCUGGAAUAAUAAACCGAAGACUUUGUCCAACUUUUAUAACACUGAAUAAGUGCAGCAAACAUUUAUGUUUUAAAUAAGAUAGCCAUCAAGUUAUGUUUGAAAUUUGAGUCUCUCAUAAUACAACUAGGAGCACUAAAAUGUUUCACAGAGAAAUUUUAUUUGCUUUGUUAGACAUGUUUUAAGAUGACCAUUCUCAAACAAUUAAUAUCAGUAAGGACUCUGUGUAUUCUGGCCUUGGAUUGAAUUGCUCCUCCUACCAGAAAAUGAAUCAGAGUGUGAAUAUACAUUGUGCAUAUACAGCAAACAAAAAGAAAAGGUUAAAGGUAAUUUUCACACUGCAAAGGAAAGAAAGUUAAAAACACAAGCAUUUGGCAGGAUAGCUUUUAUCAGGUGUGCAAAGUUAAAGGAAAUAGUAGGUGAUAUGUAGAGGAGGGGAAAGGAGGGAGCAAAGCCACGGCAGGUGAAAGGAGAGAAAGUGAGAGUAGGUGUGAAAAAAAAACAUACAGUCAUAUGAAAAGGUUUGGGAACCCCUCUUAAU
Molecule: messenger RNA, 1213 nt
Organism: Polypterus senegalus (gray bichir)
Lineage: Eukaryota; Metazoa; Chordata; Cladistia; Polypteriformes; Polypteridae
Gene: asip1
Product: agouti signaling protein 1
Exons: 4
Coding region: 46-450 (134 amino acids)
Biological process (GO): hormone-mediated signaling pathway; melanosome organization; positive regulation of melanin biosynthetic process
Cellular component (GO): extracellular region
Molecular function (GO): neuropeptide hormone activity; melanocortin receptor binding
Source: RefSeq, a predicted model, not a curated record